This is a messenger RNA of Pieris macdunnoughi, 1068 nucleotides long. NCBI's taxonomy places the organism in Eukaryota, Metazoa, Arthropoda, Insecta, Lepidoptera, Pieridae. The record is from the annotation of a GenBank genome assembly.
AUGAGUCUAUGGGUUGAUAAACAUAGGCCAAAAGAUCUUUUAAAGUUAGAUUUUCAUAAAGACCAAGCAGUACGACUAAAAAGUCUGGUACAACAAAGCGAUUUUCCACAUCUACUCGUAUACGGCCCUUCAGGAGCCGGUAAAAAAACCAGAAUCAUGUGCCUCUUGCGAGAGCUUUAUGGCUCAGGAGUUGAAAGAUUAAGACAAGAAACAAUGCAUUUUACUACUCCAUCUAAUAAAAAAAUAGAAAUUAUGACUGUGAGCAGUAAUUACCACAUUGAGGUAAAUCCUACCGAUGUGGGAAUCUAUGAUAGGGUUGUUAUAAUGGAUCUCGUAAAGAAUGUAGCUCAGACACACCAAAUUGACUCAUCUGGUCAACGUGAAUUUAAAGUUGUAAUAUUAAAUGAGGUUGACGACCUAACUAAAGAUGCCCAGCAUGCUUUACGUCGUACAAUGGAGAAGUAUGUAGCAACCUGUCGUCUUAUUCUCAUAGCUAACUCUGUAUCACGUGUAAUUCCAGCUAUACGAUCACGUUGUCUAACAAUACGAAUUCCUGCACCUACCGAAAGUGAAGUUUGUAGUGUACUGCAAACAGUAUGCAAAAAAGAGGGAUUGACUUUGCCCUCUGAACUAGCAUUGAAAAUUUCAAAGUGUUCUGAUCGAAAUUUACGGCGUGCUUUGUUGAUGUGUGAAGCAUGUAAGGUGCAACAAUAUCCAUUCAAAGCUGAUCAAAAGGUACCUGAGCCGGAUUGGCAAUUGUUUAUCAAAGAAACAGCAUCUAUGAUUCUUUCAGAACAAUCCCCGAAGAAGCUUGGAGAAGUUCGUCAGAAACUUUAUGAACUUAUUAUUCAUGGUGUGCCUCCUGACAUGAUAUUUGCUGGCUUAUUAAAAGAGCUUGUUAUAAAUUGUGAUAUGGCUAUGAAAUGUCAAGUAGCUAGUCAUGCUGCAAUGUUUGAGCACAGAAUGAGAUUAGGAAAUAAAGCCAUUUUCCAUCUUGAGGCAUUUGUUGCAAAAUUUAUGGCUAUUUAUAAGAAAUUCAUUGAAGAAUCUGUAGGAGAUGCUUUUUGA